Messenger RNA from Striga hermonthica, 597 nucleotides. The record is from the annotation of a GenBank genome assembly. NCBI's taxonomy places the organism in Eukaryota, Viridiplantae, Streptophyta, Magnoliopsida, Lamiales, Orobanchaceae.
AUGGCCGGCAGUGAUGAAGUAAAUGCUAACGAAUCAAAGAGGGUAGUUCCUCUUAACACAUGGAUCCUAAUCUCAAAUUUCAAGCUUGCCUACAACAUGCUCCGGCGACCGGACGGCACUUUCAACCGUGACCUAAACGAAUUCCUCGACCGGAAAGUGCCCGCCAACGCCAACCCGGUCGCCGGAAUCUACUCCUUCGACGUAAUCAUCGACCGCUCCACGGGCCUCCUCAACCGUGAAAGAACCGAGUCGGAAAAAAGGCUCGACGGGAAAUAUUUCGUGAAAAUUCAAGAUCGGGAUUGGUACUGGCGGGCCUAUUUGCCGGAGGGGGAGGAUCGAGAUCACCCGGCUUGUAAUGUGUUUGGGCCAAGGGCCCGGCCCAUUAAGAGUUUCGGGUUCCCCAAGAGCCUGGUUGUGGUGGCCGAGCUGGAUCUUUUGCAGGAUUGGCAAUUGGGUUAUGUUGAUGGGCUUAGGAAAAACGGCGUUGAAGUCCGGUUGCUUUUUCUCGAGAAGGCGACGAUCGGGUUCUAUUUCUUGCCAAACAACGAGCAUUUUUGUUGCUUGAUGGACGAGCUGAACGAGUUCUUGCACUCUUGA